AUGGUCUCCACGGCCUCUGUCCUCCGUUUUCCCCGUUCAGACGAGGAAGGCAGUUUCGUCCUCGUCAACGCAACCCAGACCCGGACGAAACCUCUCGACCUCAAGCUCGUGGGCACGGAUGGCCUGGCCCCCUAUGUAGCCUCAUUGCGUCAUGAUCGCGUCGCCGCCCUGCUGGUCAAGAACAGCCCCUGCGCCGAAGAGGAGUGGGUCGACAUUCUGUCUGGCCUCCUGACGCAGAACCCCGGCGAGGGCGUUGAGGCCAUCGCCACGGUGGAGAGCGAGGUCGCCAUCACUGUCACCGUGAGGCGGCGUGUCAAGGGUAUCACGCAACGCCUGGGCACGCUGGAGCUCAAGCACAAUGCCGACGAGGAGAUCGAGCUCUUUGAUUGGUGCGGCCUCGCGGCAGCUGCCGUCGUGCAGGCCAACGUGACGCUCGCCGCCGUCACGACCAAGCAGACCGAGCUGGAGGCGUCGGUGUGGCAGCUCAAGAGCCAGCUCGACGAGCUCGUCGAGGCGAAGACUACGGACGAGACGGAACUGCUGCUCAAGUUCCGCGACCUGCUCAACGCGAAAAAGGUCAAGAUCCGCGAGCAGCAGAAGAUCCUCGCCGCCGCCGCGUCUGGCGAUCCGCCCGCCGUCCCCCCGUCACAAACAUCACAGCCAGGCAAGGCGGCCAAGACUGCUGGUCAGGGGCGCACGGCGACCAAGUCACGGGCGUCGAAGAGGAAAGCAGCAGCACCCGCGGCGGAGGACGACGACGACGAGUCAGACGACGGGUUCGAGAAGAUGGACGUCGACACGGCCGUCAGCAAGGAGGCUGACGCAGAAAUGUCUGACCAGCAGCGAGACACGACGGACGAUGAAACAGAGACGGCAAGCGAGCAUGACGAAGACGAAGACGAUGCGGAGGAAGAGGAGGCAAAGCCGGCGCAAAACCCGGCGAGGGUGCAGGAGGACGAUGCGCCGCCGCCUGCGCGAGCCCUGCCGUUCAUGAAGAAGACGGCGAAGAAGGCCGCGCCUGCGCCGCCGCCGGCUGGUAGCGAGACCGAGUCGGAUGAUGAAUUGUAA
Verticillium nonalfalfae is the source of this 1068-nucleotide messenger RNA. RefSeq lists its product as uncharacterized. Lineage: Eukaryota; Fungi; Ascomycota; Sordariomycetes; Glomerellales; Plectosphaerellaceae. Gene Ontology annotation, biological process: double-strand break repair; DNA recombination. Gene Ontology annotation, molecular function: DNA binding. Gene Ontology annotation, cellular component: nucleus. The record is from RefSeq and is a predicted model, not a curated record. The transcript is spliced from 3 exons. Bases 1 to 1068 code for a protein of 355 amino acids.